This is a messenger RNA of Anopheles cruzii, 1695 nucleotides long. Its product is annotated as zinc finger protein OZF-like. Gene Ontology annotation, biological process: regulation of transcription by RNA polymerase II. Gene Ontology annotation, molecular function: zinc ion binding; DNA-binding transcription factor activity, RNA polymerase II-specific; RNA polymerase II transcription regulatory region sequence-specific DNA binding. The transcript is spliced from 2 exons. The record is from RefSeq and is a predicted model, not a curated record. Bases 81 to 1493 code for a protein of 470 amino acids. Lineage: Eukaryota; Metazoa; Arthropoda; Insecta; Diptera; Culicidae. Gene Ontology annotation, cellular component: nucleus.
UUGAACCAGAUAAGUUUUCACUAAAUUCUUUUCGAUUUACAACCGGAUGUGUGCGCCCGUAGAUCGGGACAACGUCCGGAAUGCAUAACCUGUCGCAUAAGUGUCGCCUGUGCUUGGAGGCUAUAGCGGAUAAAGAAGGAUUACCCAUUACAGAUGAAGCGCUACAAGAAAAGAUGAGGCUAUUGUUGGACUUUGAGAUCAUGCCUGAAGCAUCGUGGCUACCAAACAAUGCGUGUGGGAAUUGCGCUGGAAUUAUAGACAAUUUCAUUGACUUUAGGCAGAAAGUUCGCACAAACCAAGAUUAUUUGUACUCGCUAAAGGAAGAGGAAAGCCCCAAAGGAAUUUUCGAAAGCAAUGGCCUCUUGCCGCCAAUAUCCGUAUCCGUAGCGAGCCGUUGUUUUGAAAUAGUUUACAUGCCACUUCUGAAACAUGAAGAAGAGGCCACUUUAACCAGUCCAACCUUUGCCGAAAUUUUGCUUCCUGGAGAAGAUGAAAUCAAAAUAGAGGUUCAAUCCGAUUCGAACGAACUCCCCAAUAGCUCAAUAGUACAGUCUGACGAUGCGGUCCCUAAUAGUCCUAUGGAAAACCAGGAAAGGAAAACGGGGAAGGCAAAGAGAGGCCAUCGUGCACAGCAGUGCUCCAGUUCGUCGUUGCCUGAUGUCGAGAGCAAUAAGAGAAAGCGACAUUUUCCCGUACAAGACGAGCAACGGUUGAAGGAUUUUUAUCAACUGGUUUGCGAAAUUUGUAAAACAAUUUCGGAUUCGUUUUCCGGUCUUCUCGCCCAUUACCGGAAGGAACACAACACGGAAGGUUAUGUUCGCUGUUGUGACGCUAAGUUCAAGUCUAAAACGAUGGCGCUUGAACACGUGGAUGGACAUCUGGGCACGAUACGGUGCGACAUUUGCAAUAAAACGUUCCUCUACGCUAAUUCGCUUAAACUGCACAAUCUCGACCUGCACAGUGGUCCGGAAGCGAAACCAUUCAAAUGUGACAAGUGCCAACGGUCGUUCGCAAGGCCUUUCUUGCUGAAAGCACAUCUAAAGUCGCAUGUUCAGGAACCGUGUCCAACUUGUGGCAAGAUGCUGGGAAACCGGAGAGCCUUGACCACGCAUAUAGAAAGGGUACACGGAAACAUCCCUAACCUGAUUUGUGAUAUCUGCGGUAAAGUAGCUGCCACCAAAACGACUAUGGAACGCCACAUGAACGUACACAUGGGCCGUGAAAGUGUUAAGCGAGUUCAAUGUAUUCAUUGCCUGAAAUGGUAUAAGGGAAAAUAUGUGCUUGAAAAGCAUGUUCAGCACGCGCACCUAGAACAAGGAGAAACAUUUCAGUGCGAUAUUUGCCAAAAAUCGUAUCCUAACAGUCGCGCUCUAAUGUUGCACAAGGCGACACACGAUGAGCCAAAAUAUGAAUGCGAGAUUUGCGGCCGACGGUUCAGGAGGAGACAACUCUUUCGAAAGCAUAUGAUAAUUCAUACGGACAAGUCCGACUAAAAGUGUACAGUGCCUAAAACGGUACAGUCAAGGACAAGGACAAAUGCGAGAUCUGCGGCAGAUGGUUUAAAAAGAGAAAAUCCCAUCGAAACCGUGCGAAAAUUGAUACGGACAACUUCUGUACUCAACUUUUCAAACUCAGUAAAGUACACACCGCCGAAUUAGCUGCCUUGAAGACAGCAAAUGUGUAAAACAAAAUCAA